AUGACGAGAAAGAUUGUUCCCACAGUCUCUACCACCUCAUCCACCGACUCUGUAAAUCAAGAAUUGCUUCAAACACCCAACAAUUCUGGAAAUAUUUUGGAUAAGAAACCUGUUGCUCUUGAAGGAUGGUUUUCAUUGAGAGUGGUCAUUAUUUUAAUGAUCAUUGCUUUACUGGUGACAUGUUCAGUGUUGAUUUGGUUAGCUUCAUUUAUUGGUUCCAAUCAAACAUUUACAGAGCUGUCAAAUUCCUUAAUUUCUCAAGUUGGAAAUAAGAUUAUUGUGUACUUGAAAGGAGAAAUUUCACCCAUUUCAGGAUUGGCUAAAACGAUUGCAGAAGAUUUCAACAGUGGUGUUAUUGGAAGAAGAGCUCUGAAUUAUUUGUGGACGAAGAAUGAAAUUUAUCGCUUCUCAGGAUUUGGUGUCUAUUUUCCAAAUGAAUUCUAUUCAUACACGAAUUUGACAUAUUUUAAAAAUGGCGUUUCAAACCAACAAUUCAUCAUGUAUUAUAAACCAGAAGGUAUGAUUGGAGUAGAGGUGUGGUAUGCUAAUGAGACUGAUGGAUCCAAGGUCUCUAUUUUUAGUAAUCAGACGACACCAUUCAUUGUGUCACAAAGAGACUACUAUGUCACAAGUAUGAAAUAUUUUGAUUUGUAUCAAAGAGAUGGAGUGUAUGGGGAUACUUAUAUUGUUACCAAUAGCACCUCAGUGAUGUAUUAUUCUGCCAAGUUAUUUGAUCCUGUUUUAUACGCUGCCAAUAAGACUAAAAGCGUGGUUGGUAUUUCCAAAGUCAAUAUUUCUUUACUCUCAAUUGAACGGUUCCUUUCGUCAUUGAAGCUUCUUGGAAAUGGUUAUGUCCUGGUCUCAGAAUCCUCUGGCAUGGUUAUUGGAGGUUCUAUUAACACAACCGCUCUGAACAAGAUAUCUCGUGUCUCCUUGUUUGAGUUGACAGAUAGAAAUGCAGGAAUUCUUAUGAAAGAUAUUGCAAACAAAUACGGAGCACUAUCUAAUACCCCAGACAGUUUUCAAAUCAAUAGUAUGGGUGUCGAUUAUUUAAUUUAUCGCAUGAACUUUGAGCUUGAAAAUUUGAGUUGGAAUGUUUAUAUGGUGAUUUAUAUGGAGGACGUCACUAAAACUUCUACGAUCAAUACUGGUAUAUCAAUAGCUAUUGCUACUGUUGUCAUUUUCAUAGGUCUACUAAUGAGUAUUGUUAUUGGCUACUUAAUUACUCAUCCAUUAAGGUAUUUGAAAAACCAGUUUAUGAAAAUUAAGAAAUUCGAUCUCGACAAAAUGAGCUUCACGUCGUCAAGAUUUAAAGAGAUUGACUCGAUUUAUGAAGAUCUUCAUGACAUGGUUGCGUGGCUUAAUGAAUUCAAAAACUUCUUACCAGAGGCAAUAUUUAAUCAGUUGAGAAACAUGGAGGAAGAGGAGCAAAAUAUCAUUGACCCUCGCAAAUCAAAUACCUUGCAUGAAUCGAAUUCUAAAAUAGCAGUCCAUAAUGAGCAGCACACUAUGGUAGGAUUAAGUAGUCACGGAUUUUCAUUCUCAUCUCGUAAUGGCAGCAGUCUUAUUAAUAAGAAAUUAGAUCCUCAUGGUAAUUUAUUCAAAUUAGGAUUGAUCGAAAAGGAAGUGAGUGUUGUGACGAUCCGAAUUGUGGACAUGUUUAAAAGCGUGACAGUCUCGGAAAUCUCUCAUGUUUUUGCAAAAAUUGCCAAUGGAUUAAGUGUGGUUUCCAAGCAAGAAAAGCCCAACCUGGCAGCCAUGGAUGCAUCUCUGAAAAUUGCAAAGACUCUCGAAAGUGCUUUGAAGAAUUUCGGAAAAGCGUAUAUUUGUAUUGGUAUUGCGACUGGAAAGACUAAUAUUGGAAAUCUAGGAACAAAUCAAAUGAGAGUUUACAGUAUUGUGGGUCCAUUGAUUGAAAAUUCAAAGAAACUCGCGUCGUUGUGUCACGCUCGAAAGUGUCAUAUUUUAGCAGAUUCAAAUUCUGUCUGUGCUGAAGGAAAAAGCGCAUUCGUGGUGAGACCAGUGGAGAGGUUGUUAAUUGAGAAUGAAACCUUCCAUGGCUCUGUUUCUUCCAUUUAUGAAGUCAUGAAAGAAAACAAUUUUGAAAGAGACGAAUGGAUGUAUGAGCUAGAACAGCAAAAGACUAACAGUAGAUUCAAAGACUUUGAAGCCGCCUUUUCAAUAUUUGAAGAUCGUAAUUUGUCUUCCAUGUCAGGUAGUAUCAUUUUGGAAAGAAUCAUGGAAUCUCAAAAAAUUCUUACAACACACUUAGAAAAACACCCUGAAGAUGCUGAAUCAACUAAUCGUAUUCUCAAUAUUUUGAAGGUGUUAAAUGACAAAUCCAAGUAUGAAGGGCAUCAUUUGGGAACUGCUCUAUUGAGCUAUCAUACUAUGAUGAAGAAGAGUUUUGAUGAAAUCCUUAUUCUAUCCAAUGAAUCUCUACACCUGUCUUCUGUUGCCAUUGAUUAA
This is a messenger RNA of Naegleria fowleri, 2469 nucleotides long. RefSeq lists its product as uncharacterized. The record is from RefSeq and is a predicted model, not a curated record. The transcript has 4 exons. Lineage: Eukaryota; Heterolobosea; Eutetramitea; Acrasida; Naegleriidae. The coding region runs from base 1 to 2469 and encodes 822 amino acids.